CCAGAGGGCACGGCGGUAGCGGUGGCGGCACCGGCACUCGCUUGAAGGGAGGAGGGGAAGCGAGCGAGUGAUCAAUCAAGUAAAGGAAGAUGGUGGAGCAAGCAGCGUGGUUCCCCCGUCAGGCAGCGACCGGCCCCAGCAAUCCGCAACGUAGAGAUUCCGCCCGACCUGAAGUCGCCUCCUGAUAAACGCCCAGCUCGGCCAUGCCCCGAUCACGCCGGGGCGACAGAGCCCGCAGAGGCGGCCGAGGAGCUCACAGUAACGCCAAGAUGGAGUCCCAGGCCAGUGAUGACGAGGCAGCCAGUGAAGUGCUGAGUCACUACAGCAGCGCCAGUGAGACAACGAGUGUAGCUGAAGAAGUGACAGGAGGUGAGGCAGUGGAUGAGCAGGCACAGCAAGAGGAGAUGGAAGAUAAACUGAAGGAAUGCAUUGACAAUGUGAUGGAUAAGAGCGCCAAGACACGGCAGGUUGCUCUAGAGAGCCUGCGGCUAGCAUUUUCCUCCAAGACGCUCUUUGACUUCCUGUUGGAACGCAGGCUCACCCUCACAGACUCCUUAGAGAAGUGCCUGAAGAAAGGUAAAGGGGAGGAGCAAUGCCUUGCUGCUACAGUUCUUACACUACUGUGCCUUCAGAUGGGCUCAGGGCCUGAGGGGGAGGAGGUGUUCCGCAGCCUGAAGCCCCUCCUCAUCACCAUACUGACUGACUCCUCCGCCAGCCCAAUUGCUCGGCAAAGCUGCGCCACUGCUCUUGGGAUGUGCUGCUACAUUGCUGCUGCAGACAUGGAGGACUUGGUUUCCUGUCUUGCCUGCUUGGAGGGCAUCUUUGGCACUUCCUGCAGCAAGGAUGCCAACUUGGCACCCUCUCAUCACAGUCCUCUGCUCCAGAUCUUGCAUUGCAAUGCACUCCAGUCAUGGUCUCUGCUCCUCACCAUCUGCCCAAGCACCCAGAUCAAGAAGUUUCUGGACAAUCACUUACCCAAGUUGCCUCUGAUGCUGUCCAGUGAUAAUGUUAACCUUCGGAUUGUGGCAGGUGAAACAAUUGCACUGCUAUUUGAACUAGCCCGAGACGUGGAGGAGGAUUUCUUUUAUGAGGACACUGACCUGCUGUGUACAAAACUGAAAGCCCUGGCCACAGACAGCAAUAAGUACCGAGCCAAGACUGACCGACGCAAGCAACGCUCCAUCUUUCGUGAUGUGCUGCAUUUCAUUGAGAAUGGGGAGUGCCAUGAGGAGACCAUCAAGUUUGGACUGGAGUGUAUGUAUGUGGACAGCUGGGCAAGGAGAAGAACAUACAAUGCCUUCAAAGAGGCUCUUGGUUCUGGGGUCAGGCACCACCUUCAGAACAAUGAGCUCCUGCGUGAGAUAUUUGAGCUGGGCCCCCCGCUAGUGCUGGAUGCUGCGGCAAUUAAAGUCAGCAAGAUCUCACGCUUUGAGAAGCACCUGUACAACUCAGCUGCCUUCAAGGCCCGGACAAAAGCAAGGAGCCGUGUUCGAGAUAAGCGAGCGGAUGUCCUUUGAGGGGAACUUGUUUCCUCCUCUGCUGCCUUCCACUCAAGCCAAUGAACUUCAGACCUGGACCACUGUGACAUUGUGGGUGGAGGGAGAGCUUGGGGCAAAGGAACCCCAUUGCCUCAACUCAUUACAAAAAAUGGGCUUGUGCCAUGCCCUCUCUACUCCCCCACCAUUGUCUGGGGGCUUUUAUAUAUGUACAGAAUAGUAUUUAAAUGUCCUGAAUGUUUGAAUCAUGGUGGGAUAGCAAUGGGCAGGUGCCAUUUUAAUUUUUUUAACAAAAAAAUCUAAGCGAGGUUGGGGGGGGUCUUCUUCCCCCCCCACUGCUUUUUUAAGCCAGUGAUUUAAGCCUUGUCUUUUUCCUCUGUCUCCAUUGCUGAACGCAUUCUGCUAUUGCAGCCUAUGCAGUGAAAUCAAGGACUGGAUCUUCUUCCCACCCCUUUCUGCAGUGUGGACUUCCCAGUGAUGUCCUCAAUCCAGGAGGCUGGCUUAGUUGUGAGGCUAAAGACUGCAGUGUCCAGGAUGGAGGCAGUGAAAGGACUGGCUUGAGGUUGGGUGCCUUGGGUUAUUCCCCUCCGGUGUUGAAGUUAUUUUUCCUUGUGAAUGAAUGAAAUGUGCAUUAGAAAUCAGCAUAGUAGUUGAUUAAAGGCUGGGUUGACAACACUAUGAAGGUGGCUGUAUCUCUUCUCUGCUCAUGCAGCUGCUAAUUCUUUUCUCUCUCUCUUGCAUUGCAGCCCCUCUGGUGGCCUGUACAUCACUGGCAAUUAUUUCAUUCUCUCACUUGAUGAUACAUUUGGUUUUGCUCCAGACUCGUGUGGCUGCUGCUUCUCUUCUUUCUGGAAAAUUGCCCUACUUUUGGUGGCAGGAUUAGAAGCCAGCCAAAGCCUUGGGGCAAAGAAAGAGCCUUUUUCAUUGUGCUGUGGAACUACCCAUUGCCAGCCCGAGAAAGCUCCUCUUUCCCAAAGUGGGGCAUCUUUCCCUUGUUGCAAGAGAAGUUUCUUGUGGCUUAUUUGCUAGCACAAAACAGAAAGAGCAGUGGGCACAUAAUGCUUUGCCCUGCUCAGUGGGCCCUUCUGGCUUCAAAAAGCUGGAUUCUGAAUAUAUAGAUACAUGUUGCAUACUUUAUUUUUCCUCUGCUAUUUCAGGGUGGGGAAGUUAUGCAGGGGCCCUCGUGUUGCACUGUUUUGGCAGCUGCAACUCUUACUAGCCCUCAUCAUUUUUUGCCAUGCAUAGUCUACAUGCUUCCAAACCUCUUUUUGCAGCUGUAAAGACUGAAAUCCAUUUUUAUAUAUAACGGGUGUGAUCCAGACUAGCUAGUUGCAUUUAAGUUCCAUUGAUUUCAGUGGGAUUUAAGUGCAACUACCUUAGUCUGGAUCUGAUCCAAUAUAUAUAAUCCAUGCUUGCUCACAUGUGUGUGCUCUCUCUCUCUCUCUCUCACACACACAUCUGUAUCUUCAUAUUCUGCUGAAUUCUAAGUCUGUGCAGCACUCAAUUGCACAGAAUUCUAACCCUGCAGAUGAGUACCAGGAAAUCAGCAAACGGAGGAAUCCUGCAGCAUUCUGAGCUAUCACUGACUCACCAUUCUGCAUAGAAUGCACCCUUGCCUUCCCUCAUUUUGGUUUCCAAAAUAUAUAUUGUUAGGAUCUUAUCAUCCCAAAUGGGGUAAGGUAUAAUGUGCAUAAAUCUUCGAGCUCCACAGAAGCCUUUCUUGGCCAGAAUGGGGAAGUGGCUCAUAGUUUAGCUGUUCACGGAACAAAGUUAAUAGAAGUCACACUUUUUCUCAAGGUACCUUGUUGUAUUUCUCCCUCAAACACAUCGUCCCGCCUGCAUAGUGUUGUCAACAGAAAAUGUCAGCUUUGUCCUAUUUAAUAUUAAACCGAGAUAAAAUAUUAGACAUCAAGUUAACAAAUUGUCUAUGGCAGGUAAAAACUAUAUUCCUGUCAACGUGACUUCAUCAGCAGUGGUGUACAGGUCUGGGGGCAAGAAUCACAUGUUGCAUAGAUGUUUGCAGAAUGAUUAGGGGGUGUCCUAUUGUGGGUGCUGCAGCCCAGUAGCUGUGUUGUGCCUUUCCUUACUGGGCAUUCUCUGAUUCUAGCUGAGUUGCGCAGACCUAUACAAAGAAUGUAUGUACCCUUGGAUCACAAGGCAUCUUGAGUAGUUGCCCACAGAAAGCUGUUUGCUCAGGAGGAUUUGCCCUAGCCUAGUGCCAAACUACGGGGUUGUUCUAGCUCCACUGCUGGGGCCACCUGGGAUUUUGCUGCCAGCUUCCUGCAACUUUUGUACUCUGAGCUCAGUUCUGAACUUUGGGGUUGGUGCAUCAAGUCAGGGAGUCUAUACGUCUUCAUUGCCAUGACUGGUUAGAAUCUAGAUGAGCAUAAGGUAGAAGAAGAAUGUGGAGAAUUUCAGCUAUCCCUUUUUUGUUUAAAAAUAAAAUAAAAUCUAGCCUUUGUGAAGAACAGUUUGAAAAUACACCCAUUUUUUCUGCAGAAAGGGUCUUGUAAAACCAGUAUCGUGAUUCCUGUAUUCUGUGGAGCAGGGGGUGUGGAUUAGGCAUAAAUUAGGAACUGGACAUGCUCAUACGUCUAAUUCACAUGAUAUAGAGGUUUUGACACAGAUAGCCAGCGUGACUUCCUUUUUAACAGCUGGAUAUAAUGCAAGGAUUCCCUCUAUGCCUAGUUGUUUGUAGGCUGAUGGUCCCUUUUUUUAUAGGUAGAGCCUAGGCAAAUGCAGUGCUGAUCUGUUCAGGAGAGAAGCACACCUUGGCAAAAGGAAGCUGUGGGUUUUAUUAAAACAUCUCUGCAAAGGUGCCCCGUGGGCAAAAUUUAAAGUGGGUAUAAAGUAGAGGAAUAUAAUGCAAAUAAGGUGCUGAUGGUAUCUUUUAAAAUACUGUGUUCAAAUAAAGAAAAGAAAAUUUGAGGUGAAAGUUAAAGACCCUCUACCUACUCUACAGGUAAGGUAUCUUCCUGUCUGCUCCUCCCCUCCCCAGGCAGCUUCCAGUCCUGCAGCCAAUGCUGCCCACAGGGCACACAAACCUCAACAACACCCACUAGUGACUCUACAGAGUUGUGGGGUUUGUUUGUUUUUGCUUAGAGAUCACUUAACUCAGACCAACACAUGUCAGUGGCCAAAAUGUGCCAGCAGUGAGUCCAUUUCCCCCUCUUCUGCAACACUGGAAUCAAGCUCCCAUGAGAAAAAGUUGGGGCUGAGAGGUAAGACUGUCUCUAACUCAGGUUUAAGUGCCUGGUUCACUGGCAUUUAGCUGCCUCCAUAGCUGUAAGCUCACAGCUCUCAUUUGUCGGAUGGCCUCCUCUUGAGACUCCAGCCACUGGGCAAGGACACGGAGUGACUCACGCUGCAAGACUGUAGAGAAGAGAAGUAGAAACAACAUGACUAACUGAUCAUACAGUCUCUAUUUUGCAUUUUUUAAAAACAUCACUACAUGUCACUUUGGUGUGUUGCAGAGCCUGAAAGUUUUAGCUGAUGAAAUUUGCCAAUUGCACUAAAGGGACUGGGUGUGUGAGACACUGUUUCCAAAUGCUAUACGCAAGCUUUUUAGAGGGUGUCUGUUGGAGAUCUGCAAUCCACCUAGUAGUCUGUAGAGAAAUGAUUUGUAUAUCAGACUAGCGGCCUCCAGGUUUCAAGGGCCCACUUAAGUUAUUAAUACUCUUGUGGGCAGUGGAGCUAUUCUCGUUUUGGAAGGGAAUAGCCCACCUUAAGACCAUUCCCUACACUUUGUGGAGUUCUUAAAUGCUGGACAGCAGUGACUACCAGGGCACAACAGAUUUGUAUGUUGCCUUGCGAAAAGCAAACUUGAGGAACCUUGUUUGUUUCUGCCAAUACAAAUAAUCCAAAGUAUCUUA
Rhineura floridana is the source of this 5368-nucleotide messenger RNA. RefSeq names its product interferon related developmental regulator 2 (gene IFRD2). Lineage: Eukaryota; Metazoa; Chordata; Lepidosauria; Squamata; Rhineuridae. The transcript has 12 exons. Bases 204 to 1517 code for a protein of 437 amino acids. The record is from RefSeq and is a predicted model, not a curated record.